Messenger RNA from Populus trichocarpa (black cottonwood), 2390 nucleotides. RefSeq names its product polycomb group protein EMBRYONIC FLOWER 2. Gene Ontology annotation, molecular function: chromatin DNA binding. NCBI's taxonomy places the organism in Eukaryota, Viridiplantae, Streptophyta, Magnoliopsida, Malpighiales, Salicaceae. Gene Ontology annotation, cellular component: nucleus. The coding region runs from base 284 to 2335 and encodes 683 amino acids. The transcript has 21 exons. The record is from RefSeq and is a predicted model, not a curated record.
CUUUGCAAACGAAAAAAACGCUUACACAUAAAAAUCUUGUUUUUCUCUUCUUCCCUAGAUUCCAUCCCUGACCUGUCUUCUUCACAUAAACUCACUCUCACUGCACCGUCCAAUUCUAAGUUAAACAAAAAAAAUCCUGUCCGGUCCAUUCAAUCGUAUGAGAAAACUCUGUUCAGCUCAAUUUGCAGGUUUCUUUUGUGUCUCCUGCGAAACCUAGCUCGAAUGUUAAAUUUAGUAGUAGCUGCUAUGAAACUACGAAAUGUUGAAUUAGCGUAGCUGAAGAAUGCCGGGGAUUCCUUUAGUCACUCGUGAAACUUCCUCGUAUAGUCGAAGCACGAUAGAUCAGAUGUGCCGUGAAGAUGCACGUGGUGGUGGUGUUUUGCAUUUAACUGAAGAAGAAGAAAUUGCUGCCGAAGAAAGUCUUUCGAUUUAUUGCAAGCCUGUUGAGCUUUAUAAUAUUCUUCAGCGUCGCUCGAUUGGAAAUCCGUCAUUUUUGCAAAGAUGUUUGCUGUAUAAAAUACAGGCCAAGAAUAAAAGAAGAAUACAAAUGACGAUUUCCAUGCUUGUGACACUAAAUGGAGUUGUACAAUCGCAUAAUAUAUUUCCCUUGUAUGUUUUGUUGGCAAGGCUUGUAUCCAACAUUGGGGUUUUAGAGUAUUCUGCAGUAUAUCGCUUUAGUCAACCAUGUGUUUUGACCGGCUUUGCUGGAGUUGAGGGUAGUGCUCAAGUACAAGCGAAUUUCGUUCUCCCGGAGAUGAAUAAGCUAGCAUCAGAGGUCAAAUCUGGCUCACUGCAUGUCUUGCUUGUCAGCUUUGCUGGGGCCCAAAGUUCUAUGCAUGGAAUCGAUUUAACCAAGGGUCAUUUGGAAAAUGUUGGAGGAUGCUGUCUAUUGGGGAAGAUACCAUUAGACUCGCUAUGUAAUUUCUGGGAGAAGUCACCAAAUUUGGGUUUGGGACAAAGAGCGGAGGUGACAUCUCCUGUUGACAUGAAUGCUUGUUUCUUGAAGUUGAAUUGUUUGACCGAGGACAACUGUGUUUUAAUUCAAAUUCCAUUUAAUUCUGAAACUGUGGUUUGUUCUGCUCUCAAAGGUCUUCUAGUUGGACAAAAUCAAAUUCAUUUAUCACAUCUUCUUCUAGAUGUUUAUUUGCUGACAGAAGUAAGCCAUUUUUAUUGUUUGUGUUUUCCAAAGAAUACAUCACAGCUGCAAGUCAACAUUUCUGCAGAAGAGGUUGGAGCUAAGGAAAAAUCUUCAUACACAUGUAGUGACAUGUCUUCUUCAUCUUCGUCUCAUGUUAUUCGGUUGAGGGCGGGAAAUGUCAUUUUCAACUAUAGAUAUUAUAAUAAUAAGUUGCAAAAAACUGAAGUAACUGAAGACUUUUCCUGCCCAUUUUGCUUGGUAAAAUGUGCAAGCUUCAAGGGUCUGAGAUAUCACUUGCCCUCGUCACAUGACCUCUUCGACUUUGAAUUUUGGAUAACUCAAGAAUUUCAAGCUGUUAAUAUAUCUGUGAAAACUGAUAUUUGGAGAUCCAAGACUGUUGCAGAUGGUAUUGAUCCAAAACAACAGACCUUCUUUUGUUCAAAGAAACCAAAGCGCAAAAGACCCAAGAACCUUAUUCCAAAUGCAAAGAAUGCACAUGACAAGACUCUGAGCAGGCAACGGGGAGCCGGUGAGCUUCUUGACAAGAUUGGUGGUGGGAAGGAUUUGCCAACAACUAGCAUGUGUGGCACAGAGUAUGGCGAACACAAUCUUUCCAGAUUUUAUGUUUCAGGGGUAUCAGGGUCUGCAGCACAAGCAUAUCCUGAUGCUGAAUGUGUUCAAAUGGUACCUGGAAAUAAUCUUGCACCCCCUGCCAUGCUACAGUUCGCAAAGACUAGAAAAUUAUCAAUUGAAAGGUCUGACAUGAGAAACCGUAUGCUCCUUCACAAACGACAAUUUUUUCACUCACAUAGAGCUCAGUCAAUGGAAAUUGAGCAAGUUAUGUCAGAUCGGGAUAGUGAGGAUGAAGUUGAUGAUGAUGUUGCGGAUUUUGAAGACCGAAGGAUGCUUGAUGAUUUUGUAGAUGUGACUAAAGAUGAGAAGCAAAUGAUGCACUUAUGGAACUCAUUUGUGAGGAAGCAGCGGGUGCUUGCAGAUGGACAUAUCCCAUGGGCAUGUGAGGCCUUCACAAGAUUGCAUGGACACGACCUUUUCCUAGCCCCAGCUCUAAUGUGGUGUUGGAGAUUAUUUAUGAUCAAACUGUGGAAUCAUGGUCUACUUGAUGCACGUACGAUGAACUUGUGUAAUAUGAUUCUCGAACAAUACCAAAAGCAGGACUUGGAUCCUAUGAAAAACUAGAGACACGUGGUGUUUUUGCAUGGACAAGGAGGAAUAAAAUUUUCUUUCCCAUCUA